UGGUUGGUCCUCGAGCUGUCCGCCUAGUGGCUCGGAGGUCCUAGUAAUGUUGGGGACAGGGAUGGGAAUGGAGUUUGGUGAAGGGUGAACCCCCCCUUCUUUGCGAAAUAGCAAGCUCUAUUCUGCGGUAAAGAUGGCGGCGGCAGAGGGGGCGCGCAGUGGCCGGAGCACGGCGAAACGACCCUGAAAGGCUCCAUAUUUCAUAGAAACUCGGACGUGGGGGACCGAAUAUUACUGUCUCGAGAUCCCACGGGCCGUUGGCAGAGAGUUGUUUUCAGUGAUUUAUCAGACUUUUGCUUUAUUGUUUGAGGCAAGGUGGGUGGGUUUCACAACGAUAUAGCUAACGUCAAGCUAGCUAGCUAGGAGACGGGUUGAGGAAGACUUCUGAACAGGCCGCUCCAUAAUUGGGGGGAUGUGAACUGGGAGUGUGCAGGGUUGGAUAGCUUCGUCCCGAACAUCUUUACACUGAACUGCGGGGAUGGGACAACAGGUAGGCCGCGUUGGUGAGGGGACUUCGACAGGGCUGCCACCGCCACAACAACAGCAGCAACACCCGGGGAAGGGGAACAGGGGAAAUGCCGGGAGGAGACCCCGGGAAGUCAGUAACGUUAGCACUGGAACACCGCCAGGCAGGGUUGCUGCCGUUAACGUGCCGGACCCAGCAAUUAAUAUAUUCACCCAGCAUUCAGGACUUUUGCUCCGAGUCCCACUUGAUCCUGUCAGGCUGAUCCUAUCAUCUCACCUUGGCUGGACUGUGAUGCAACAGGCCCUCCACCGACCCUUCGGCCUGGACUCGGCAGCGUUGACGGAAGCGGUGCGCUGGAGCUCCAAGGAGAACUUGCUGGGUGCUGCCGAAAGCGACCCUAACCUCUUUGUUGCACUUUAUGACUUUGUUGCCAGUGGCGACAACACGCUGAGCAUUACGAAAGGUGAGAAGCUGAGGGUGCUCGGCUACAACCAGAAUGGGGAGUGGAGCGAGGUGCGCUCCAAGAAUGGCCAGGGCUGGGUGCCAAGCAACUACAUCACGCCCGUCAACAGCCUGGAGAAGCACAGCUGGUACCACGGGCCCGUUUCGCGCAGCGCUGCAGAAUACCUGCUAAGCAGCCUCAUCAACGGCAGCUUCCUGGUCCGGGAGAGCGAGAGCAGCCCAGGACAGCUGUCCAUCUCCCUGCGCUACGAGGGGCGUGUCUACCACUACCGCAUCAACACCGCCUCAGAUGGCAAGGUUUACGUCACAGCAGAGAGCCGCUUCAGCACCCUGGCUGAACUGGUCCACCACCACUCCACCGUGGCCGAUGGCCUGGUCACCACGCUCCACUACCCGGCACCCAAGUGCAACAAGCCCACCGUCUACGGUGUGUCGCCCAUCCACGAUAAGUGGGAGAUGGAGCGCACCGACAUCACCAUGAAGCACAAGCUGGGAGGGGGGCAGUACGGAGAGGUGUACGUGGGAGUCUGGAAGAAAUACAACCUCACCGUUGCAGUCAAAACACUCAAGGAGGACACUAUGGAGGUGGAGGAGUUCCUGAAAGAGGCAGCAGUCAUGAAGGAGGUGAAACAUCCCAACCUGGUGCAGCUGCUAGGUGUGUGUACGUUGGAGCCUCCCUUCUACAUCGUGACAGAGUACAUGCCCCACGGCAACCUGUUAGACUACCUGAGGGAGUGUGACCGGGAGGAGGUGAACGCAGUGGUGCUGCUCUACAUGGCCACGCAGAUCUCCUCUGCCAUGGAGUACCUGGAGAAGAAGAACUUCAUCCACCGGGACCUGGCAGCCAGGAACUGUCUGGUGGGGGAGAACAGUGUGGUGAAGGUGGCUGACUUUGGGCUGAGCAGGCUGAUGACUGGGGACACGUACACAGCCCACGCCGGAGCCAAGUUCCCCAUCAAGUGGACCGCCCCCGAGAGCCUGGCCUUCAACACCUUUUCUAUCAAGUCUGAUGUGUGGGCUUUCGGUGUGCUGCUGUGGGAGAUAGCGACGUACGGUAUGUCUCCGUACCCAGGGAUCGACCUGUCUCAGGUAUACGACCUGCUGGAGAAGGGCUACCGCAUGGAGCAGCCAGAGGGCUGUCCGCCCAAGGUCCACGAGCUGAUGAGAGCCUGCUGGCAAUGGAGCCCGUUGGACCGACCCUCGUUUGCCGAGACCCACCAGGCUUUUGAGACAAUGUUCCACGAUUCCAGCAUCUCUGAAGAGGUAGCAGAGGAGCUGUGUAAGAUGGCCUCCUCUGGCCACGGCCCGUCACCACACUCCUUCAGCCACGACAUGCCCCUGCUUCCCUCCAAGUCGCGCACGCUCAAGAAGCAUACGGAGAACAAGGAGAACAUCGAGGGGGCUCUGGAUUGCAGGCAGGAGACACACACAGCCAGCACCCACAGCCCCUCAGGUCUGGCAGCCACUCUGCUGGCAGGGGAUGGCCGGUCAGGCAGCUCUCCUGCUCUGCCUCGGAAACAGAGGGACAAAUCCCCCAGCAGUCUCUUGGAGGACUCCAAGGAGACCACGUUCACACGGGACCGCAAGGCUGGCUUCUUCAGUUCCUUCAUGAAGAAGAAGUCUUCCUCCAACUCUCCCUCCUCCCAGCUGCAGCAGAGCCUGCCUACGCCGCCCAAGAGGAGCAGCUCGUUCAGGGAGAUGGAGACCCAGCCUCACAAGAAGUAUGAGCCCACGACUGGCUUUAGCGCCCCUCCUCCCCCCCUUCCCCAGGCAGAUGGCCUGGGCUUUUCACCGUCCCACGGAGAGGGGAACCACGUCCAGUCACGCUGCUGUGGAGCCACUUUUGGACAAAAGGCCUCUGCCAACCACACCUCUGGGGCGCCACCCUCACAGGUGGGCAGUAGUAGCAGCAGCUGGGCAGGCCUGGCAGGCUUCUUCACCCCCCGCCUCAUCAAAAAGACCUUAGGGCUACGGACUGGCAAGUCCACUGGGACCGAGGAGGGGGGUGGGGGAACCAAGCCCUUCCCCAGGUCCAAUUCCACCUCCUCCAUGUCUGCAGGGCUGCCUGACCUGGAGAGGAUGGCUCUGACUUUACCCAGGAACCGCAGUAAGCCUCCUCUAGAGCGCACUGCCUCCACCACCUCGCAGCCUGAGGACGGGGCAGCACACACCUCUGAGUCCCUUCUCUGUAACAUGGAUGAGGGCACAGCUCAGAUCAGGGACCGGCCUAAAGCCAAGCUGCUUCCCCGAGUGGUGGGGGGAAACUCUGGGGUGGUGAGAGCUCCUGGUGUUGGGAGUGAAGCAGAUUCAUAUUGUCCCUCGGGGACCCUACGGGGUAGGGAGGUUCAGGAGGCAGGAGGACAGGACCGUCAGGGAUGGUCGUCCCCCUCCAAAACAGUGGGAUCAGGCCUGUCAGCGGCUCCACACAACCACAAGGUUCCAGUGCUGAUCUCGCCCACACUCAAGCAUGGCUCGGCCGAUGUGCACCUGGUGGGGAUGGACUCUCAGGGGAACCGCUUCAAACUACUAUCAGAGCAUCAAGCGGACCGGGACCGACCACGGCUGGUCAAGCCUAAAUGUGCCCCACCUCCCCCUCCCACUCUGCGCCUCCUUGGACACUCCUACAGCGGGGAUGGAGAGGAGCAGGCCGGGGUGGCUGUGGAGGUCAAUGGUGAUGGGGUGAAACGGCCGGGACGAGUAAGGGAAGUUGGAACAGGGAGACCGUCAGUGCCGCCACCACAAGUGCCUCCACCUCCUUCAGCCUCUUCUUCCUCUGCCAACAACACUACCCCUACUAAGAUGGCUAACGGUGCCACCAGCACUGGCUCAUCCACAGUCCCCUCUGGUGGCUCUAAGCCUCUGCGUCGGACUCGGCAGCAGGCAGAGAGGGUUCAACCGGAGACGAUCAGUAAGGGGGCUCUGCUGGAGUGUGCAGAGUGCCUGAGAGGUGCCCUCCACAGCAGCCCUGAGCCCUCCUCCAGCAGCCAGGUCCUAGACGCUGCCCACCAGCUGCUAGACUACUGCUCAGGCUACGUGGACUGCAUCCCACAGAUGCGGAACAAGUUCGCCUUCCGGGAGGCCGUGGGCAAAUUCGAGCUCAGUUUGCAGGAGCUGCGGGCAUCGUCCUCCUCUGGAAGCGGAGGAGCAUUCAGUGGUCCGGGGGCUAGCCCUGCUCUGGACAACUUGCACACCUGCAUCAAGGAAAUUAGUGAUGUGGUUCAGAGGUAGCCUCCGGACCCUUUCAAACAUUUCCUUUUGUAUUCCCUUUGUUUGUUCUCUGUCCCCAAAAUGUUAAUAGAACCAUCUCAGAAGUACCUCAGAAAAUCACUACAAAUUGUUUCUCUUAUUGUUUACAGUUGACUCUUUCUCAAAAAUGCCAGUGGAAAACAAUGUUCUAUUCUUUGAACAUAAACAUUGUUGAUACCAAACUAGAAAAAUAAUUGUUUUGCCCCAAAUUGUAACUUUUCCACCAGGUUUUAAGGCCUUACUUUUAACUGGAUGUGGAGUAUAUCAGCAACGUUUUCAGUCCCAGAGUUGAUAAAGAACAAAGUCCGUUUGAGUAUCUGUCAUUUAGUAACUCAACCAAGAAACAAAGUGGAGAAUAAUGCAUUCAUUCUCCUGGCAACAAUGAGAGUCCCUGUGACAGGAUGUCACUGUUCAAAAGUAUUGUCACCUGGGACAUCGAUGAGUGUUCCACAUAAUCAGGUCUACUUUCUCUGCCAUUUGGUUUGAUUAUUUCAAUGUCACAACAUUUGAAUAGAAAAUGUAAGCAUUUCAAUAUUAAUGUCCAAAUUCCCUUGCACAUGACCUAGCUAUAUGUUUGGAGCCUAUGAGAAGAGCGAAGAGAGUGCAGGGUAGUACAUGAGCAGGUGGUUUGGGACAGUUUCUAAGUGUCCUUGGACAGUGCUGAAUUCCCUGUGGCCCUUUCCCUCAGUGCCUAUAGUUUCUUAAAUGAUUGAAAAUCUGCAAAUACAACUACUCCUUGACAAAAUACUGAUCUCAACACAAACUACAGUAUGUCUCUAGCACAUCAGUGAUUUAUUUGUACAUUAUUUGGUUUUAACUUUGGAAUGGCGUUAUGUAUGAACUUGAAUUUUAAAUUAUUGUUUUUUUAUUAAAAGCACAGACCUAUUUUAAAAAUGUUAUGUAAAUAUUUGCUUAAUUUCAUAUCCAGGAAAAAGUGAGGUCACAUUUGCUUGGAUAAGUGUUUGACUAAACCGCAGUAGGAAGUUUAUCACAGAACUGAGGCCCACCCCUCCCUCCACAACCCCAUCUGAACAUCUGCAAAAUGAAUGUAUUAUGUAUUGGUAUCUUCCUUUUUUGUCUGGUCAUCAUUUCAAUACCAACAUCAGUCAAUGCUUAUGGUCAAUUUACAAAAUGGAUUCUUAAAGCACGUUUUCUGUUUUGAUAUCCCUUAGUAGGUCUCAUCUCUACACAAACAUUUCCAUAUCAAGUUGCUGGAUGUCAUUUCAUCCUGUUUGUUCUAUUGUGCACAAAUAACAAGUUUCACCCUGUGUCUGCAAUCAUUUCUCAAUAAUAAUUUGGCUAAUGAAUCAAGCAAUCAAAAACAAAAAAGCUUGCUUAUAACAGAGUGCUCCUCAACUGUUUGAAAAUUUCCCUAAUCCCCACUUGAGAUGUUGGAACCCUAAGUGUAUCAAAAGGGGAUCAUCGGCUCUCCCAGAAGCUUCACUGGUAUGUAAAACCCACACAUUCAGGCAAACAAAAGAUGUAAUGGGACUGCACUCAAAAAGAUGUCCCAUAAAGCCUACUUAAUUUAUCCAUCCCUUCGCUCUUCCCUGCGUCAGGCACAGACGUCGGCCCUGUUUUUCGGAACCCUGAGUGUACACUGGAUAAAGCCUACUUCAUUUAUCCAUCCCUUCGCUCUUCCCUGCGUCAGGCACAGACGUCUCGGCCCUGUUUGUCAGAACCCUGAGUGUACACUGGAUAAAGCCUAUGUUAAUAGUAGACAUUGAUUGGUAUAUUGCAUUUCAUCUUAGUAUAAACUCUAGUAGUGCCCAAUAUAUUUUCACAUUUCAUUCCAUUGUGGUACACUACCUAUCUAAUCCAGCAGAUGAGCUUCAGUGUGCCUCUGGUCAUUCAAAGGUCCUCUAGACUAAUAGCAUGAAAUAGUUUAUUUUCACUGGGAGGUUCACUUAUUAUUAUUAUUAUAUAUUUUUCUUUUGACACUGGAUACAGCAAUGUUUUUCCUAUGGUUCUUGGUGCCUUUUGUGAAAGAUAUUUUAUGUAUAGUGCACUACUCAGUCAAGAAACGGAUAUACAGCAAUGUGUAAUUGUAAAUAUCUUGUGCUUUUGUUUUCAGAUGACAGAUUUUGCAAUGAUGUUGUGGCCAAGUAUAAAUAUCACUACAACGUGCAUUUCUAUUACUGGGAGUAAACAUUUUGUUUUUUAAUUUAAAACUCACAUUUAAUAGUAUAUUACUGUGAAUUUCUCCCCAUCACUUGAUAAACUUGAUAUAAAUAAAAUGUUGGAACAAUUCCAAGGUCCUUUCUA
This is a messenger RNA of Oncorhynchus nerka (sockeye salmon), 6439 nucleotides long. Its product is annotated as tyrosine-protein kinase ABL2-like. NCBI's taxonomy places the organism in Eukaryota, Metazoa, Chordata, Actinopteri, Salmoniformes, Salmonidae. Gene Ontology annotation, molecular function: ATP binding; protein binding; non-membrane spanning protein tyrosine kinase activity. Gene Ontology annotation, biological process: protein phosphorylation; regulation of apoptotic process. The record is from RefSeq and is a predicted model, not a curated record. The transcript has 11 exons. The coding region runs from base 479 to 4156 and encodes 1225 amino acids.